Molecule: messenger RNA, 1500 nt
Organism: Marmota flaviventris (yellow-bellied marmot)
Lineage: Eukaryota; Metazoa; Chordata; Mammalia; Rodentia; Sciuridae
Source: RefSeq, a predicted model, not a curated record
CUGGCAAGCUGCAAUCUGAAUGGUGGUAAUUCUUCCAACUCUGAUGGCCCUUUUCACUAUAAGGAUAAACUGUACAGUUCUGCUUCUCAGGCUCUGCAGGCCUACAUUGAUGAUUUUGAUUUAAGCCAAAUAUACUCUGAUACAAGCACUGGAAAAAUUAGCAGUGAUAAGAGAUCUGCGAAUGUGCCUCAAUUCUCCAAAUAUAUUUAUAAACCAAACAAUGCUUUUGAAAAUCUUGAUCACAAAAAGCACUCAAACUCCUUAUCAUAUAGAAGAGAGAUUGUUAAUGACAUAGAUUCCAUUAGCCUAACAACUGAUGAUCUGUUAAGACUUCCAGCAGAUGGAUUAUUUUCUUUCACUGAUGUUGGACCAGUAAAACUAUGCAAGAAAAACAAGAAAUGCACUGGAAGACUGGGUUCCUCAGCCAUUAAAAAGCAUCUGAAUUUUCAAGAUUCCUGCACUUCCAUGGGCAAGGAUAACUUAGUUACACGUGUUGUAGACACAAAUAUAAAUGGAAAGCAAUGUAGUAAACUAAAAAGCCCAAAACUUAUGAAUAGGACCAAUAAAUGUAUUUUUGAAUCAUCUUUAUCUUUUCCCAAGAAAUCAUCAUUGAAAGAGAGUUCACAACACAGUCUUGAAAAGAAUUAUCCAAGAUGGUUCACUAGCCAGAAAUCUGACCUCAAUGUUUCAGGGAUAAGUAGUUUACCUGAUUUCAAAUACCCAGUCUGGCUCCACAAUCAAGACUUGCUACCUGAUGCAAGUAGUCAAAAGGUUUAUAAAGUAUUUAAAGAAGACCAUUCUUCCCCUAGACAUAGUUAUCAGGCACAAAGAACUUCUCGGCUUACAAAUAAGUUAGAUUGUUGUGAAUAUUCUUUUGAGCCCUCAAAUUUUUCAAAUUACUUGAGUGAUGAUAAAGGAUUAGUUAAUGAAUACAGAUGUGAUUCUGAACAUAGCCAAUGUCAGUAUGAGAAUCCACUUCUCUCAGGACAAUCCAAAAAGCCAUUCAGUGGUGACAAAAUUGAACUGCUUAUCCUGAAGGCCAAGAAAAAUCUGGAUCAGUGUACUGAAGAAUUACCAAAGUCUGUGGAAAAGGAUGACAGUCCUUGUUCAUUAGAUAAACUUGAAGCUGAAAGAUCAUGGGAAAAUAUUCCUGUUACUUUCAAAUCUCCUGUUCCUGUUAAUUCUAAUGAUAGUCCUCAACAAACUUCAAGUGAAAAGUAUGCUAAAGAGGUUCUUGAAGACUUUUUAAAUAAUGAUAAUCAGAGCUCUACCCUUUCUGGAGGCAAACAUCAUGGUCCUGUUGAAGCUUUGAAACAAAUGUUAUUUAAUCUUCAAGCAGUACAAGAAAGUUUUAAUCAGAAUAGAACUACAGAUCCAAAAGAAGAGAUUUCAGAGGAUGAUUUCUCUAAAUUACAAUUGAAGGAAAGUAUGAUUCCUAUUACUAGGUCUCUUCAAAAGGCCUUGCACCACUUAUCUCGCCUGAGAGACCUGGUUGAUGAU